Manihot esculenta (cassava) is the source of this 1586-nucleotide messenger RNA. Its product is annotated as nudix hydrolase 18, mitochondrial. Gene Ontology annotation, molecular function: pyrophosphatase activity. NCBI's taxonomy places the organism in Eukaryota, Viridiplantae, Streptophyta, Magnoliopsida, Malpighiales, Euphorbiaceae. Gene Ontology annotation, cellular component: nucleus; cytoplasm. The record is from RefSeq and is a predicted model, not a curated record. Bases 146 to 724 code for a protein of 192 amino acids. The transcript is spliced from 5 exons.
UUUUGCUCUUCAUAACCACUAACACAAAAUCCAUACCUUUUAUAACCUUUCCCUUAUCAUUUCCUCAUCAUUAUUCCACAGAAUACAAUCCCAUUUUUAUUCUCUCUCUUUUUUCUGUUUCCAAAUCACAAACAAAAUUGAAACUAUGGUGGCUUUGGUCUCCCAAGAAAAUGUUGUUGCUCUGGUUUCUCGCACGGGCAGACAUUUGCAGCGCUACACUAAAGCUGGUCUUCGUCAAGUUGUUGGCUGUAUACCUUACAAAUACAAAAUUGGGUAUCCAGAUUUCUUGGACAUUGAAGAUGCGUUAGAAGUUCUUGUUAUCAGUUCCCAGAAAGGAAAAGGAAUGUUGUUUCCCAAGGGAGGUUGGGAAUUAGAUGAAACAAUAAAAGAGGCAGCUUCAAGGGAGACAUUAGAGGAAGCUGGAGUGCGAGGCAUUGUUGAGCUUGAAUUAGGAAAAUGGAGUUUCAAGAGCAAAACACAUGACACCUAUUAUGAAGGUUACAUGUUCCCUCUACUUGUUCAGGAGGAAUUGGAUUUCUGGCCUGAGAAAAACGUUCGUCAAAGAAAAUGGAUGAGUGUGGCAGAUGCAAAGGAAUGCUGUCAACAUUGGUGGAUGAAGGAAGCCUUAGAUAGCUUAGUUAAUCGACUGAGGUCUCAGCAGCAACUUGAACAGGAAAAAGUUGUUUCUUGUACUUUAAGCUACCAGAACAAACUCAAUUUGUAAAUGAGCAAAAUUGUUGAAAAACACAGACAUAAAAAGGCCUGGAGAAGUGGGAAUUGAAAUGAACAAGAAAGGGAAUCUUGGUUUUUCUUCCUAUCCCUUUCUUAGAAUUUCAAUUCUGAAUUCUUGUUAGGUUUAUUUUAGUGGGAACACAAGAAAAGAGUGGGAUCAAGAUGAUAUUUUGUAAGACUUGGUUUCUAUAUGCAAAGAAUUUUAGAAAGAAAAUUUCAAUUUUGUCUGAUAGUUUUGUAAGUCGGUUAACUGUCUCGGACUUCAACCUUCAUGUCUUCCAAGAUGGACAUGAUUUUCCUUUAAUUUGAGGCUAAGGUUGAAAAUUUGCAGCAACUAUUAAGGCGUUGACAUGAAAACUUCAACAUGGAAGCUUCUUAGGCCUGACUAAAGUUUCAGUUUUAGGAUUUAUAAUUAAAGGCUUGGUAAGCUUCUUAUGUCUGAGUAAAAAAUUGAAGAGGCAUGAUGCUCUUUCUGAAAGCUUGAGAGAGCAUAUUGAGAAGAAAACUAGAUUCCAAAUCUCAGGUUCUGUAAACAAAGGGUUUCUAUUCAACCUUUGAUAGUAAUAUCAGAUUUCAUAUCCACUGAUUUUAUAUGGGAUUCGAAUGAGAGAACUGAAGAAUUUAACUAUAUCUGGGCAUUAUUUGUUCAGAUGAAUGUGUUUGUCUACUAUUUUUUCCAAAAAUUAUGAUGAAGUGGGUUCAAUUAGAACAAAAUUAGUAAAACUUUAGUUAAUUGGGCUACCUGCAAUAUGGGCUUCUUCUGACACACCCAUCAAUAUUGCUUUCAUCAUAGUGCAAAACUCUAGAAUAAAAAAUAUUAUCGUCCUAUUUAAUUAGAGGGCUAAUGAAUUUUU